AUGACUCAUUCAAACAACAACGAUAUCGUUGCAAGGCGGGAUAUUUUUGACGAGGAAUCAGUUUCUGUAUCAGUGCGGCAGGAACCAGUCAUGACUGUGAUAGUGAUUGUGCGUAAAACUCUAACCGUGGUUGUGAUAAAGGAUUCGGACAUCCUGUCCAAGUACUCGCCUGGUCAGAUACGAGAACUGCGGGAAGCGUUCAAGUUGUUUGACAAAGAUGGCGACGGAUCUAUUACCGCGGAGGAGCUUGGGACGGUCAUGCGCAAUCUUGGUCAAUUUCCGUCCACCGACGAACUGUACAUGAUGUUGAAAGAGAUCGACAUAGACGGAGAUGGGACGUUCAGUUUCGAAGAGUUUGUUCAGGUCAUGGCUAACAUGGGUGGACUGAGUGAACAGUCAGAGGAAGACGAGGAAAAGGAACUCAGACAAGCUUUCACUGUUUUUGACAAGACCGGCUGCGGUUACAUUUGUGCGUCCGACAUCCGGGCAAUACUGCAGUGCCUGGGGGAAGAUUUGACCGAGGAAGAAAUUGACGAAAUGAUUGCGGAAGUUGAUAUAGACGGUGAUGGAAGGAUUGAUUAUGACGAGUUCAUAGCCUGUGUUUGUUCAGACACCAGUGCGGACAAGGAAGAGGGGAAGGUAGAGUCACCACGGCCAAGCCCCAAAGUUAGUCAGUCAGAACCGGACAACCCCCGGGCGCAGUCCCAGGGCGUGGUCGAAAGGAACGCCGAUCCUAGUACAUCAAAGGUGCAGGACGGGCCAGAGUAGACCAGCGAAAAAAGUGGAAAAAUACUUCUAUCCAAAGUUUUGUCUUCUUGUGACAUUCUCACCUUAUUUGCAAGCUAUGUUGCAAACUACCUUCUACGAUCUGCGAGUCCUGUGUUAAAUGUACAAAACAGUAAUUUUCAGUGUGAAAUUAAGUUUGUUUUGAUAAUUUAUUUUGUGAUGGCGUUCUGAUGUUUUUAUAAACACUGUAAUACAGCCAAACCCGUGUAUAGCAAACCCAUCUUGGGAGAGAGAAGUGUGGUCGUUGUAUGGAGGUUAUUGAUUUAGAGAGCUUAAUAUACAAGAAUGCCAUAUAAUGGGAAAGAAAAUUUCUGACUUUUUAUGAGUUAUAUGAAGAUGUUGUUAAUAUUAUGACAGAGUAUAUAUUUAGGAAUUAAUCAUUUUCUAAAAUUAUCGCUUACAACAUUUAUAAGUU
Messenger RNA from Mercenaria mercenaria, 1201 nucleotides. RefSeq names its product calmodulin-A-like. The transcript is spliced from 8 exons. Gene Ontology annotation, molecular function: enzyme regulator activity; calcium ion binding. The record is from RefSeq and is a predicted model, not a curated record. NCBI's taxonomy places the organism in Eukaryota, Metazoa, Mollusca, Bivalvia, Venerida, Veneridae. The coding region runs from base 1 to 768 and encodes 255 amino acids.